Actinia tenebrosa (Australian red waratah sea anemone) is the source of this 3036-nucleotide messenger RNA. RefSeq names its product armadillo-like helical domain-containing protein 3. The record is from RefSeq and is a predicted model, not a curated record. Gene Ontology annotation, cellular component: cytosol. Lineage: Eukaryota; Metazoa; Cnidaria; Anthozoa; Actiniaria; Actiniidae.
AAGUUUUUAUAAAAAAGUGGAACAUUUUCUUGAUCUAAACAAAGAAAAUCGCACAUUCCAAGCCUGACUGUUAAACAAUACAGAGCUCCUUUAUUUCUACAUAAAAGGAGGCGACGAAAUUAUGUGAAGAUUGUCGAUUAAUGGCCAAAUUAUCGGAGAACUCUUCCACAACCAAGUGUUUAUAAUCUCACAUUUUGAAAUGGUUAGUAAAAUGCAUUCAUCUUCGUCUUCACCGCCCAGUUCUCCAACAUCACCAGUGUCUCCAAAAUCUCCUUCAUCGAAGAAAUGCCUAAAGGAAAAGAUAGCAGGGAUUUACGAUUCUUUUCUAGAGGGAACAGAUCCAUCUUUUGGAAAUACUAACUUCUGGCAUGAACUCUUCUUGCUCAAGGUUAAUGCCAUAUAUUUGGAGAACAGAAUAGAUGAAAUGACUUUGGAAGAGCUCAUGGCUGUGAAGGAAARUAUAAAUCUGCUGUUUGCACAAUGCUGUAUUGCUCUUCAUGGUGGACAUCAGAUCAAGGUGGUCAAUGCAUUACAGACUUUAUGUGCUUUAGUGCAAGCUGUCUUCAGAAAAAAACUUGCUGACCUCGGCUUUGAUGCAAUCAAUAUUUUAAUUGGUUUUGAUGCUGCUGAGGCACAAAUGCAGGGUCUUUUAGAAAGUCUGCAUACGUUUAUAGUGGGAGAUUUCCCAGUGAGUUUAAAGAAUCUUGCCCUGAAACUGGCAUUAAUCUUAGUAACUGCAACUGAUAAUGUCAGUCAAAACACAAUAGUGGAAUACAUAAUGAUAAACAGUGUUUUUGAAGCCAUUAUUCAGAUUCUUGCAGAUCCAGUUGCUAGGCAACAGCAUGGGUAUGAGGCUAUGCUGUUACUCACUAUUUUGGUCAACUACAGAAAAUAUGAGGCGUCAAAUCCCUACAUUGUGAAGUUGUCAAUCCUAGAUGAUGAGCUGGCUCUAAACGGACUUGGGUGUGUCAUAUCAGCUGCAUUAACAAACUACAACAGAAAACACCACRCUAAACUAGAACAAGCAAGUGGUGGUAUUUUGAACAGCAUCACAAGUUUUGUWGGAAGUAUGUUUGUUGGUGAUGAUGAAAAUGUGGAAUCUAUCAGUACAAAUGAUGCUGUCUUACUGGCUCUCUACGAAGCUGUUCAUCUGAACAGAAAUUUUUUCACAGUGUUAAGCCAUGUGACGACAGUACCUUCUUCCAGCCCUCCAGUAUCGCCAACAGCAGCCCACCCUGCCGUCGAGAGACCAGCACAUGGUGUUGUAUCAGAAGAGUUACCAGCAGACCUUAGUCAGCCAACAAACAUCCUYGUAACAUUCCUUACUUAUUCCUCCAUUGCUUUUCAAAGUACCAAAGAGGAAAAAGGGAUCAACAAUGCAAGACUCUGUUUUAUUAUCUUAACUUGCAUAGUAGAGGAUCAGUAUGCCAAUGCCUUUCUUCACGACCCCAAUAUGAUCUUUUCUGUACCUUUGCAUAGAGUACACAUGCAUCACCGAAAACCUGUCAUAGAAAGUGCUCCAUCCAAACCCUUAGCAUGUGCUCUCUUAGAUCUCAUGAUAGAGUUCAAUGUUACACACAUGAUGAAAAACUUGCAGGCUGAGCUAUACAGCAAAGCACUUGGUGUAAUUCAUCGCAUGCUAUGCUACCAGAAGCGAUGUCGUGUUCGUUUGGCAUACUCAUGGAAGGACUUAUGGAUGUCGCUGAUGAAUCUCCUUAAGUUUAUCCUCUCCAAUGAAACACAUUUGGUCAAGAUUUGCAACAUCUUCUCUCUUGCUUCGCAGGUUGUCAAUAUAUUCAAUCUGUUUAUUACAUAUGGAGACACGUUUCUACCUUGCCCCACAUCAUAUGAUGAGUUAUACUAUGAAGUUAUUCGAGUGCAUCAAAUAUUUGACAACCUUUAUUCAAUGGCUUUAAGGCAUUCAACAAAUGGUGGUGAAUGGAAGGAUGCAGCAAGCAAAUUAUCUGGAUCACUGGUUAAUGUCAGAGCCAUCGUCAAUCAUUUCACCCCUAAGAUAGACUCUUGGGCUGCUGUCAAUCAUGUGUCUACCAUGACAACAGAGCAGGUACUUGAGGUCAUUCGAAGUAAUUACGACACAUUGACCCUCAAACUCCAAGACAAUUUGGAUCAUUACGAAAAGUAUUCAGAGAAACCCAAAGAAUCAUCCUUCUUUACGCAGUUGGUACGUUCAAUUGUUGGCAAUGUUCGAAAAAGCAUCUCAGUAAAUAAUCUUGAGCAAUUUAGCCUGCUUCAAGAAUUCUCAACUAUCCACUAAUAAAAAUCAAGAAAAAAUAGCUAGUAGAAAUUGGUAAUCUUCUCGUGAAUGGAGAUUCCAGCCACUGUCUGUCUCUUCAGAACGUUGGAUGAAUGUUGGGCUCAUUUGUCGUGGGAGCUUUUCACAACACAACAAUUUGGCAACAUUCUACCAAUGUUGGCUAAAUGCUGGGUCAAAUGUUGGGCAUUUUUUAGGUCCUUAACUAUGAAAAGGAGAAGGCAUGGAUUCCUCCUGUUUUACUACUCAGUUAAUAUUUAAAUAAAAAGGAAAAAAAAUUAUUAUCUGCUCUGAAACUUCUAAGAAACUUUGAUCCUAUACUUUAGGUCAUGCCCAAAUAGUAAUUACUUGUAGAAUAGAAUAGACCCCUUGCAGAACAUCGGAAUGCAGCUCAAUUUGGAGGACUUGAUAGUUUUCCAAUAUUCUCAUGAGAUUGAAAUUCUCUUUUUUGUCCUCCAAAUUGAGCUCCUUUUGUCACAUGUGAGGAUGUAAUUUUUUGUAAAAGAAACAAAAUAUGUCAAUAUGUAAGGUAACAACUAAAUACAAGUAGCUCUUAUUUGCCUUUGGUUAAAUGAGAGCAAAAGCUAUAAAUACAGGGAAAAAGAACAUAGACUUGUGGCUGACUUGUGAGGGAUAAGGAUGCACAAUGUAAUAGAUAAUGCUCUCUGCAGGUGGGGAAAGUGUGUCCCUAUUUAAAAAUGCUAAAUGUCAAAUGUGUAAUAUUAUUGUGAAAUUGCAAAAAUAAAGUUUGAAUAAGAUAUUAA